Messenger RNA from Brienomyrus brachyistius, 2670 nucleotides. RefSeq names its product serine/arginine-rich splicing factor 2-like. The transcript has 3 exons. Lineage: Eukaryota; Metazoa; Chordata; Actinopteri; Osteoglossiformes; Mormyridae. The coding region runs from base 220 to 1077 and encodes 285 amino acids. Gene Ontology annotation, molecular function: RNA binding. The record is from RefSeq and is a predicted model, not a curated record.
CUGCUUAGUACACGGUGCGUCUCGCUGCGUGUGGUUCUUUUGGGUAUCGCCGAGCGACCUAGUCACUUGUUAAGCUUGCAAAUCUCAAAUCGGUUGUGUGAAACCAACACGCUUCUUAGCAUCUUUAUGUUUUCAGGGCUCACUGGCUGCUCUCUCCGACUAAUUAGCUUAGAGAUUUAGGGAACUAAGUAGCAAGCCGAGAUCGCACUGUGAGGGAAGAUGAGUUACGGUAGGCCUCCGCCCGACGUCGAGGGCAUGACUUCCCUGAAAGUGGACAACCUCACGUACCGAACUUCGCCCGAGACGCUACGCCGCGUCUUCGAGAAGUACGGACGGGUCGGCGACGUCUAUAUCCCGAGGGACCGCUACACUAAGGAGAGCCGCGGCUUCGCCUUUGUGCGCUUCCACGACAAGAGGGACGCCGAGGAUGCCAUGGACGCCAUGGACGGCGCGGUGCUGGACGGGCGGGAACUGCGCGUUCAGAUGGCACGCUAUGGAAGACCGCCGGACUCCUACUAUGGUCGCCGCAUAGGACCGCCCCGGAGCUAUUCUCCUAGCCCGCGGCGGCGAAGACGGAGUCGGAGCAGGAGCCGAUCUCGGUCCCGCAGCCGUUCGCGCUACAGCCGAUCCAGAUCCCGAUCUUACUCCCGGUCUCGUUCCCGUUCCAAGUCCCGUUCGCCCCGACGGGCCUCCAGAUCCCGUUCACCCCGAAAGCCCUCGAGGUCCCGCUCUCCUAGACGCAAUUCCAGGUCCCGGUCUCCCCGAAGAAACUCCAGAUCUCGCUCCCCUCCGAAGGAUUUGAAGGCCCAUUCACCAAGGAGACCCUCAAAGUCCAAUUCUCCACGCAAAAGCUCCAAGUCCCGUUCGCCCCAGAAGAGCUCAAAGUCUCGUUCCCCUCGCAGGAAUUCAAAGUCCCGCACUCCUCCCAGGAGCAAGUCUGCAUCCAGAUCCCGCUCCAGAUCUAAGUCAAAAUCCAGAUCAAGGAGCCGUACACCCCCUUCUAACAGGGAAUCCAAGUCCAGGUCAAGGUCCAAGAGCCCAGCAAAGUCUCCCGAGGCUGAAGGAACAGCUUCCUAAUGGAGUGAGACUGCUGCUUCCUGUUUGCAAAAAUGGAGUUUGGGGGCAGUUUGAGCAGUUAGUGUGUGACCCGCCCAUGGGCUGCCUGCUGCUGUUGGGGGUUGCUAUGGAGCAGGUCGGUCUCUGUCAGUGUUGAGGUGGUGUUGAGGUACGUCUGCAGGACAAUGGACAGAAGCCUUGCACUGUCCUCCCGGGUCAUGUGCUCAAACUUAGUGCACAGACUGAAGCAGGAGGGAACCAAGGUUUGUCUGCCUACUUGUCAGUAAUUAAAGGACAUGCCUGACAGCUUGCCGUGCUCAUUUAGAAGACUACCCCUUUAAAAAUGAAGUCUGACACCACUGGAUUGUUGCACUAAAACUUGGUUUCCGACUGUGGAAAAUGGUACAGAUAUUGGUACAAUGACUAGAAUUAUGUUUAGCAAUUAAUUGGCUCCCACAAGACUUUCCAGUUGUAACAUGGCAAUAGCCAGUUGCCACAUUUUAUUUGGCUUGAAAGUAUCAAGCAGCCUUUAAAAUCCUAUGGUAAUUGAUAGAAUAUUACCAAAGAGGUUUCCUUUGCAAUGAUCGAAUGUUCACAUUGUCUUGUCUCUUUCUAGAUUUUUCAGAUCGAGACGUCAUUGAAGACAUCACAUCAAAAGUAAUGGCCUCAGAAUGAGGACCCACCGGUUCCUCUUGAUAUGGAUAAAAAGGUUAUUAUUGUAACUCGGUCUGACUUUUUAUGAGUAUAAUUUUUGGUUUAGAAUUAAGGCUUUAUUUUGUGCCAUCUUCCAAUUUCCUGUAACUCAAUAGGAUGAACAACAUAAUGGACUUGUGUAAAUGGGAUAAAGCAAGACUUGCAAAGUGAAUGGUACAGUGCUAAGGAUUUCCAGUUAAUUCAUGCAAUAUUCAACUAGAUAGUCUAAACUAAAGUAGGUGAUUGGGCGAGGCUUAAGACAGACUUGGUAGUACCCAGGGUCUGCUUUGUUUCAUUCAGAGAAUACGGAAAAUCAACGCUUUUGCAUGCCUGUGCUGAUGUCAGAUUAAUUUUAGCUUUUGAGGAGUAAUUUGAACAUUAACUGGUAAGAGGGUGUAGCGUGGUCAGCGCAGUCUUUAUCCUGGUUAACUUAGCACUGAUUUAAAAUGCUUGCUUUAUUUGUAAAUGGUGGCUUUUGUUUUAUUGUGAUUCUAAUCUCUUCUCUUGUGUAUUUUUUGUGCACUAGGCGCAGUUUGUAGCAGUUGAGUAUUGCUGGUUAGCUGUUAAAGGUGGCGUGUGGCAGUGCAGAGUGCUUGGCUGUUUCCAGUUUUCUCCCGAUUGCUCCUGUUACGAUGCCUUGGUGUGCCGAUGUGUUUAAAUGGCUGCCACAGAUUACUUUUGGUAGGACGCCAGCUCUGAAUUUCCUGACAUUUUUUUUUCUUCCCAGUACAUUGGAAUGUAUAGUUCAGUGACCACAUCUUGCAAGUAGUUACAAACCUCUGCCCCCCCCAUAUUUUGAAAUAACUUUGCAUCACACUGAAAACAUUGUAACCGAAUUCUGUAACUUGCUAUUGGUGCAUUCCUUUACAUACUGUACUUGUAACAGCUCAUGUGAAUGCUAAUAAACUUUUUUUGGUGUAA